This is a messenger RNA of Abrus precatorius (Indian licorice), 2547 nucleotides long. Its product is annotated as poly(A)-specific ribonuclease PARN. NCBI's taxonomy places the organism in Eukaryota, Viridiplantae, Streptophyta, Magnoliopsida, Fabales, Fabaceae. The coding region runs from base 82 to 2247 and encodes 721 amino acids. The transcript is spliced from 7 exons. Gene Ontology annotation, cellular component: cytoplasm. Gene Ontology annotation, molecular function: 3'-5'-RNA exonuclease activity; RNA binding. The record is from RefSeq and is a predicted model, not a curated record.
GACGCCGUUUAGAUCUUGGCCUUCUUCCACAUUUUCGUUAUCCCUCUUCUAAAUCACUGACGAAAAAAUGCAGCACCAACCAUGAAGCCACACAAACUUCCUUCCUCGACACUCUCACGUGCGUUCUCACGUGCCCUAAGCUCCGGCGCCGCCACCACCGCAUCGCCGCAAUGUGGAUCAGUGUUUCCUUUGAAGACGGUAACCACCGCCAACUUCGAACCCUCGCUGGCGGAGCUCCGGCGCCAUGUCCGGUCGUCGGACUUCGUGGCCAUCGACCUCGAGAUGACGGGCAUCACCAGCGCUCCGUGGCGCGAGUCCUUCGAGUUCGACCGUUCCGACGUUCGCUUCCUCAAGGUCAGAGACUCUGCCAACAAGUUCGCCGUCGUUCAAUUCGGCGUUUGUCCUUUCCGUUGGGAUCCCUCCAAUGGCUCCUUCGUCGCUUAUCCGCAUAAUUUCUAUGUUUUUCCGCGUCAGGAGCUUGCAGGUUUUGGACCAUGUAAUGAAUUUCUCUGCCAGACAACUUCAAUGGAUUUCUUGGCUAAAUACCAGUUUGAUUUUAAUGCAUGCAUACAUGAAGGAAUAUCUUAUUUAUCCAGAGAACAAGAAAGGGAAGCAUUAAGGAGUUUGAAUUCUACAUAUGAUAGUGAGUGGUCAGACAUUUGUAAAUUAAAAGAUGUUAGGGACAUGACAUUGGUCAGCAUGGCAGACAUUUUGUUCAGUGAACGAAUGAAAAACAAAUUGAGUGAAUGGCGUGAUGGGUUAUUACAAGAGCAAAAUCAAGAAGAUCAAAUUCAAGGAAUUUCAAAAGACUCAAAAUUUCAAGUUAUUUUCUUUAAGAUGCAUCCGGCUCUUAGGCUUAAUGGAUUCACCUCUCACCAGCUUAAAUUGAUUCAGUUGGUCAUCAGAAAGCAUUUCAAAGAUCUUUCCUAUGUCAGUGUGAACAGUGAGGCUUCUGGUUCACAACAAGUAGUUGUAUACACAGACUCGAAGGAUGAAUUAAAUGUACUUCUGAAGGAGGUGAAAGAGGAAAACUAUAGGGCAGCAGAGAUGAAGAUCCAAGCUGCAGUGGGAUUUCGCCAUGUUAUUGAUCUCCUUUCAUCAGAGCAGAAGUUGAUAGUUGGUCACAAUUGUUUUCUAGAUAUUGCUCAUGUCUACAGCAAAUUUAUAGGCCCUCUUCCAGGGACUGCUGAAGAGUUUGUUGCCUCUGUUAACAAGUGCUUUCCACACAUUGUUGACACCAAAAUACUCUUUAACACCAAUUGUAUGCUCCAAGAAAGAAUGAAAAGGUCCAGAAAAUCACUGGCCUCUGCAUUUGCUUUGUUUUGUCCACAAAUUGCUUGUGGCUCCAGUAGUAUUGCUCCAGGUUCACUCUUACAUGUGAAAGUUGACGUUGAAGUUGAUGAUUCAAGAUCAUCCAGCUGGAACCCUGGAGGCAAGCAUGAGGCUGGAUACGAUGCUUUCAUGACUGGAUGCGUCUUUGCCCAGUUAUGCAGUGAUUUAGGUAUCGAUUUUAAACUCCAUGAAUCUUCAAAACAAUUAGCCCUCGAUGAGAAACUACAGAAGUACGUUAAUCGUCUUUAUCUUAGUUGGAUGCAUGGGGACAUUAUUGAUCUAAAUACUGGUAAUAAGAUUGCUGAUUCUUCACCGAGCUACAACCUCAAGAGGCGGUACCCUAACAUUGUCUUUGACAACAUUGUUAUUAUUUGGGGAUUUCCUUCCAAGCUAAAGGCAAGUGAAAUAAGACAGUGCAUAUCUGAAGUAUUUGGACGAACUUCUGUAGUUUCUGUCUACCACUUGGAUGCAACAGCAGUGUUCGUUCAGUUUAACAAGGCUGAACUAGUUUCCGAUUUUCUUUUAUUGAAGGACACCUUAGAGAGAAGUGAUGAUGCAAUCUUGGUUUUGCAUCCACUGGCAAAACUUAUGGAAGGUGGAAAUACAUGCGCUGCCAGUUAUGAUACUUAUAAAGAAAUAUGUGUUUCACCCAUAUCAGAAGGUCUGUUUGCUGAUCAGGCAAAGGCUGUUGGAAUAAAGUGGAAGACCAAAUUGACAGAAAUAGAAUACAAAGUAGCAUUGGAAAGCAAAGAACAUGAAAGUCGAAGGGUACUAGGUAAUGUAAAUACAGCGGUGAAGAAUGUAGAAAAUACUAAGCCAAACACAAUUGAUCAGUUGAGUAAUGCUCCAUCCCGUGGGCAAGUCUCAUCUUUUGAGAUUGAAGAUUCUCCUUGUGUUGUAGAAGCCAACAUGUGAUUUCUGACUAAUGAUUUUGUACACCGUCAGCAUGAAAGUAUAAUAUUAUAACAAUAAUUUUUUUUGCAAAGCAACCUAUACCUUGGGGGUGGUAUUGUAUGAAGAUGUAGCAAUCUGAGAUGCAAAUGGCAUGAAUACAACACUGAUACCUCUUAAAAACUUUCAGGUGUUCUUUUUUUUUUUUUUACAUCUAAAAGUCCAUACGUGGAGGCUAUAGGGUCUAGGAAGGAUAAAUGCAUGUAGCCGUAUUCUGGCAUGCGUGGAGGCUAUUUUUAACGUUUGAACUCGUGACUUUCAAAU